ACUGGGAUCCUUGCUGCCGUCCAGCUUGCAUUCCAUUCCUAACUUCCAAAGCUUUGCAUUCUAUUCCCUUCCAUUCCAUCGCCAGCCUUCGCCUCCUCCUCCAGUCCUCCCAACGCCCGCCACGUGUCACCGGCGCCCGCCCGGCCCGCUCACCGACCGGCCACUCCAUCCUACGCCGCUCACUGACAGGCGGGCCGGAGUUCAGAAUGGCCCCCCACCUGCCGGUAGGAAACGCGGCCUGCGUGGUGCGACGCGCAAGCCGCCCCUGGCCCGCCGCGCUCGCAUCUGCCCCUUCCGCCCGUCCUUUAUUUUCCGCGCUCCGGCCAGCUCGUGCCAGACGGACUCCACACCCCGACCAAGUGGCUUGCCAUGCCCGACAGUGACCACCGCCGAGGCGUGGCCGCCGUUGCGCGCGGCCUUCUGGAACACCCGGUUGCAGCAACGGCGACCACCACCAGUGCUUCCUCCUCCCACGACGAGGAGCACGAGGUGGAGGGCUUCACCUUCGCUGCCGUCGCGCGUCUGCCUGCCGGUGGCGCGUUCCCCGACGGCCGCGUCGGCCCCGUGUACCCCGUCUUCGGCCGCCCGCGGUCGCCGCCGCUGCGGGAGGCGGAGGAUCCGGGCACGGCCACCGCGCUGGUGCCGCUGGGGCAGCUCCUCCUGGAGGAGCGGGGCGCGCCGUCAUCAGGGCAGUCCGAGGACGACGACGGCGGGCUCGACGGGGUGCCGGCGGAGACGUACUGCCUGUGGUCUCCCGGGGCCUCUCCAGCGCCGGGAUCUCAGUCGCCGUCGUCGCCGGCGCGCUGCCGGAAGAGCGGCUCCACGGGUUCGGUCCUCCGGUGGCGGCAGCGGGUCGUCAGGCGGAGCCACAGCGACGGCAAGGAGAAGUUCGUGUUCAUGGACGCGAGCUCCGAGUCCGAGCGCAACGCCGGCAGGAAGUCGACGUUCCUACCGUGCAAGCAGGAUCUUGUCGGGUUCUUUGCCAACGCCGGCGCGUUUCGGCGGAGCUACCUCCCGUUCUGACGCAAUGUCAUGUUGUUUUACAGCUGUGACUAUAACGUGCGUAUUGAUUAGUGCUUAGCUUAAGUUAAUUUUACUACUCUGUCUCAAGAUAUAAUGUGUGUCUAGCAGCAAAAUUUAUAAAACGAGCUAUAAUUUGAAACGGAUGGAGUAAUUAUUAGAACUACAUGAGUGUACCUGAGGUUUGUAUUAGAAUUGUUGUCAAUCGUAUCUGGUUAGCUGGAUACAAACCGAUUCUUCAGGAAAGCACUGAGCAAAAGACAAAUAUUUGAAGUUUUCAA
This is a messenger RNA of Setaria italica (foxtail millet), 1301 nucleotides long. RefSeq lists its product as uncharacterized. The transcript has a single exon. NCBI's taxonomy places the organism in Eukaryota, Viridiplantae, Streptophyta, Magnoliopsida, Poales, Poaceae. Bases 370 to 1023 code for a protein of 217 amino acids. The record is from RefSeq and is a predicted model, not a curated record.